CCUUCUCCAAAUGUCCAUUCGCUUUUCGGGAGAUCUGUGAGCCCCUCCUCUCCAUCCUGACGACAUUUGCUGGUGGGUCUAAAGACGCGCUGGAGCUUCAUCUUUUGGUCCACCAGUAGGAUCUCAGACAAGAAGUCACCCACUCGUCUGAGUAACACAGGCACGGGAGAUAAAGCCAAGUCUUCCACUGGAAAACGGGACGGGCAGGAGAAGGAACAUUGUGAACGCUGCAUCAUAUGGACUCUGGGCAUCCUGGAUACUUACUGGAAUUUUAAGGAACGUCGGGUCGUGUUUGGAAUUAUAAUACUGAAUUAAAGAACAGAUAAAAGAUGUUCCUGGAUGUCAAACACAUACUGUGGUUAUUAUGCCUGUACCACACAUCAUGGGGACUUGUCUCAGAGUCACCAACGGUGAUGCUGCCGGUGAGUGGCUCUCUGUCGGGAAAGGUGGUCCUUCCGUGCCACUUCACCUCGCUACCUAAGGUGGAACCCAGCAAUGCCACGACCGCUACAAAAGACAAAAUGCGCAUCAAAUGGACCAAGAUGGAAGGCGACGUGGAGUCUACGGUCAUUGUAGCCAAGAAUGGUGCUAUUAAGAUUGGGUCAGGAUACAGGAACCGUGUGUCCGUACCAAGUCAUCCAGAGGAUGUCGGAGACGCUUCGUUGACUUUGGUGAAACUGAGGGCUAGUGAUGCUGGAACCUACCGCUGUGAGGUCAUGUAUGGUAUCGAGGACAUGCAAGAUACAGUCAGUCUGGAUGUUAGUGGUGUCGUUUUUCAUUAUCGGCCCAACGCCAGUAGAUACACCUUGACUUUUGAUCAAGCCGUGGAGACCUGCCAAAGUGUUGGAGCCUCCAUUGCUACACCAGACCAGCUUAAAGCAGCGUAUGAAGAUGGCCUAGAUCAGUGUGAUGCUGGAUGGAUCUCGGAUCAGUCAGUUAGAUACCCUAUAACUAUGCCAAGAUACACCUGCUCUGGUAACAUGCCUGGAAAACCUGGUGUGCGAUCAUACGGCAUCCGUAACUCCACUGAGACCUACGAUGUGUACUGCUAUGCUGAUAAGCUUGAGGGUGAAGUGUUCUUUGCACAUACCUCACAUGGACUGACCCUUGAGGAGGCCAAGUCCGAGUGUGAGAACAUCGAUGCAGUCCUGGCCUCACCAGGUCAGCUCCAUUCAGCCUGGAGAAAAGGUCUGGACCGCUGUGACUACGGCUGGCUCACCGACGGAAGCGCCCGUCACCCCGUGUCCAUCCCCAGAACACAGUGCGGCGGCGGAUUGCUUGGGGUUCGCACCAUGUACCGCUUCAAAAACCAGACCGGCUUCCCAGAACCCACCAUGAAACUGGGAGCGUACUGUUUCAAAGGUGCUUAUCCAUGUUCUGAUAAUGAAUGUUUCAAUGGGGGCCUGUGCCUGAAGAUGGGUAACAACCAAAUUUGCAGCUGCCCACCAGGAUACUCUGGGGAUCGUUGCGAAAUAGAUAUUGAUGAGUGCCAGAACAACCCAUGUCAUAAUGGAGGUACCUGUAUAGACAGACUAAACUCUUUUACCUGCUUAUGUCUUCCAAGCUACAAGGGAACUCUGUGUGAACAAGACACUGAAACAUGCAGUUACGGCUGGCACAAGUUUCACAGUAAUUGCUACAGGUACGUCCCCCACAGGCGUACCUGGGAUGCAGCUGAGCGUGAAUGCCGUCUUCUGGGCGGACACCUGACUAGCAUUCAGUCCCAUGAGGAACAGCAGUUUGUUAACCGCCUUGGCCACGACUACCAGUGGAUCGGAUUAAACGAUAAGAUGUUUGAAAGUGAUUUCCGGUGGACUGAUAACCAUGCCGUGCAAUAUGAGAACUGGAGACCAAACCAGCCGGAUAGUUUCUUCUCAUCUGGAGAGGACUGUGUGGUAAUGAUCUGGCAUGAGGACGGUCAAUGGAAUGACGUUCCCUGCAACUACCACCUCACCUUUACCUGCAAGAAAGGCACAAUAUCAUGCAGUCAGCCUCCUGUGGUGCAGAACGCUCGUACCUUCGGGCAGAUGCGGCCGAGCUACGAAAUCAACUCGCUGAUCAGGUACCAGUGUGUGGAUGGCUUUAUCCAGAGGCACAUACCUACUAUUCGUUGCAGAGGAGACGGCUCGUGGGACCUACCUAAAAUUUCCUGCAUGACUCCCUCCAACUUCCAGAGAGCAUACCGACAGAGGUAUCAGACCAUCAGAAGUUAUGGCAACCAUCGAAGAAGAUCUACAGACACGGCUGCCAGUCUAUCCCAGAAACACCAUCACCACGCUUCCAAAAUACAAUAAUGACCGUGACUGCUGAGAGAAACUUUUCAACAACACAAAUAUCGGAUGCGGCAGGACGAGAAAUGGAAAAGGACCAGCAUCUGAGCAGCUAAAAGAACCAACACAGUGCCUUUUUUCUCAAGAUUUUCUCAAAACGUAUUCUCAGCUGGCCGCCGUUUCUGCUGAACGACUGACAUUUUUUUUGCUAGUGCCUUUUUUGUGCAUACAAUUCUUCACAAGUCUGCAGAUCCCACUGCGGAAACGUAGUUCAAGUCAGCUACAUAUGAAAGACUUCGAGCCAUAAAACCCAGCAUGGCGGAUGUGUUCGUUUGGAUGCCGUGUAUCGACGUUGCGCCCGUUGGGGAUCCCUGAACUUUUUUGCUACAAAAACAGCACAUGAAACGAGAUAUAGUACAAAAAAAAACAUUAAAGACAGCAUGUCAAUAGAAAAUAGACAAAAAACAGGAGAAGUAGUAACAGUUCAAUGUUUCAUUUAGCUGGAAAGAAACUAACACUACACAAGCUACAGCCAGACUGAAUAUAGCAA
Molecule: messenger RNA, 2820 nt
Organism: Trichomycterus rosablanca
Lineage: Eukaryota; Metazoa; Chordata; Actinopteri; Siluriformes; Trichomycteridae
Gene: vcana
Product: versican a
Exons: 13
Coding region: 330-2294 (654 amino acids)
Biological process (GO): skeletal system development; positive regulation of neuroblast proliferation; central nervous system development
Cellular component (GO): synapse; perineuronal net
Molecular function (GO): hyaluronic acid binding; calcium ion binding
Source: RefSeq, a predicted model, not a curated record